AUGGCAAGGGUGUCAUAUCUAGCUCAGAACACUACACACUGUGCCAUGUUUUCCGUUUCUGGAAUGUCGAAAUCUUUUUCGUCCUUUGUUGCUUCAAUAAGUUUUAAUCAUGCCUACAUUUACAGGAGAAAUGCAAACCGCUGUGAGAAAACGACAGGAGAAGGAAUGAAAAGGGUGUUUGAGUCGUUUUCAAGUGAAAGGUUCAAAGGUCUUGCUGGGUUGGUGUUUCAGCCUGGUACUUCCGAAGGCAUAGGCUCGAGUGCCAACACGAAUAAGAUUCUGAGGAUCCAAGAACCAAGGAAUGUCAAUUACAAAGUCGUGAUGAAGUCGUACGACAAAAACGAGUCUCUUUUACUCAAUCUGGUGAGAAACACUAAAUUGGAAGUGUACAUCGGUUCUUACUUGUCACAUGGGACAUGUGCUUGGGUUUUUGGAGAAAAGCACUUUUACUAUAAUGUAAACAACGACAUCAAAGUCUUUAAAUACCCAUCACUUGAAAUUAACAGAACAGUUGAUGGGCUUUAA
Messenger RNA from Entamoeba invadens IP1, 525 nucleotides. RefSeq lists its product as hypothetical. Bases 1 to 525 code for a protein of 174 amino acids. The record is from RefSeq and is a predicted model, not a curated record. NCBI's taxonomy places the organism in Eukaryota, Evosea, Mastigamoebida, Endamoebidae. The transcript has 2 exons.